Solenopsis invicta (red fire ant) is the source of this 1570-nucleotide messenger RNA. RefSeq names its product dimethyladenosine transferase 2, mitochondrial (gene mtTFB2). The record is from RefSeq and is a predicted model, not a curated record. Gene Ontology annotation, biological process: rRNA methylation; transcription initiation at mitochondrial promoter. Gene Ontology annotation, molecular function: mitochondrial transcription factor activity; rRNA (adenine-N6,N6-)-dimethyltransferase activity. The transcript has 5 exons. Lineage: Eukaryota; Metazoa; Arthropoda; Insecta; Hymenoptera; Formicidae. The coding region runs from base 174 to 1481 and encodes 435 amino acids. Gene Ontology annotation, cellular component: mitochondrial matrix.
GGUGAGAUUAGGUUAGAUUAGGUUAAGUUUACUUUAGUAAAGCACAACGUGUGUGCAAGUAUUUUGUGUGUGGAAAUGGACAAAAAAGGGAAAGAAAACGUUGGAAGAAAUAUAUCAAUUUGCUAAUAAAUUUAGAAAGAAAUGAAAUUAAACUUAUCAUAAUCAAAUAUAAAAUGUUACACAAAAGCUUUUUGCCUAUAAUAACUUCCUGCUUAUCAAGAAGGAAUAGGCACAUUGUAAAUGUAUAUUGCUCGACAUUGACCAAUGACAACUCACCUCUAUAUAAGAAAAGAGCUGUUAAUUCUAUAAAAAUAAAGGAAUUGAUUGAAGAAACAGGAUCAAAAGUGAAAAAGAAAAACAAAGUGCAGCAACAAAGUGCAGCAAUUAAACAGCCUACAUCAUGUGAUAAAGAAAUAUCAGACAUUAUUAAUUAUAUAAAGAAAGUUAAUCCAGAUGUUAUUGAUAUUAUUGAGUCAAGGAAGUGGACAUAUAAAAAAGGUGAUACAAAUAUAUUACAUCUGAUUGACAAAGAUACCGCUGCCAAAUAUGUUUCUUUGAUAAAAAAUGAUCUAUUGAAAAAUAUGUGUUACAUUGCCGAAUUGAAUCCUGGUUUUGGUGUGUUAACGAGAGAACUAUUGGAAGCUGGCGUUCCAUUAGUUCAUCUGUAUGAAGGAAAUUUAAAAUUACAUGAGGUAUUGGAAACAAUUUGUACAAAGUAUUCUGGAAAAGUGAACCUAAUCUCUUCUAAAUAUUCUAAUCUCUUUGGUAUAACAAGGGCUUAUUAUGACGAUAAAGUUAUUGAUGAGAAAUAUCAAAAUAGUUUCAAAGCAAUGGAGAGCAAAAAUUGGGAAGAUAAAACUUAUAUGCAAGUAAUAGGUGCAAAUGACAGUAAAUAUUUAAUUACAUUCAUUAUACACAGUUUACUCUUUCGCCAUGGUUUUAUGUUUUAUGGAAGGCCCAUCUUCUACAUCGCAAUACUUCCAUCCUUGUGGCAUAAAUAUAAUAUGUGUACUUUUACUAAUAAAAAAUUGUACACUUAUACAAAAGUAAUGUUCAAAUUAAUGUUUAAUUGCGAACUCUUGGGAACUUUGAAUAGAAAGGCUUUUAUACCUUGGCCCAUAAAAAAACGUCAAGCUACAUAUAAACGACGUCGUUUAUCGGCAAAACAAGAUUACGAGCAAAUGUAUGUGAUAAAACUUGAACCUAAAGCUGAUCUUUAUUCACAAUUGUCACAAAAAGAUUGGAUAACAUUUUCAUAUUUUGUAAGACAUCAUAUGCAGAAACGUAUUACCAGAGUGAUACCUGCGCUAGAAAAAUGGGUACCAGACUGUGGAAUUAGACUAAUAGCCAAAGAUUAUACAAUAUAUACACAAUUUGGAGACUUGACGCCAACACAAAUUCUAGAACUUUUUAAAGAAUUUAAAUCUUGGCCAGAAUAUACAGAGAGCCACUUUCAUUGCUCUUUUACCAUCUUAUUGUGAGCGAUCGAAUCAUCUUGGAUUAUAUAGUUGUAAACCAUGGAUUUCCUGGAAUUGCAGUAGAGUCCUCUUCUACCCGAUUUCUAUACACA